AUGACUUAUUGUGGAAACCAGGAAUCAAAUAUACUUGAUGUUACUGGGAACCAAGAAUCCCAGGUUUUUGAAUCCACAUCUCUCCCUUGCAAUGAAGAACCUAAUCCCAUCCCCGAACUUUUGGUGUCAUCGGAACAACCAGAUUUUACACAACAUUUUCUAAAACGGGAGGGAUUUGGUACUAGAGAAGAAUUACAGGCGUGGUGCGUGUCUAUUGGUAAAGCACACAAUUUUCAGAUUAUCUGUAAGUCAUCACAAAUGAAAGACACUUUAGGUAAUGGUCAAGGAUCUCGGGUACAAUUGUGUUGUGAAAGAAGUGGCAAGUACACUAGUCACAGAGCGAAAAGCUAUGUGCCAAAGACCACUACGACAAAAAAGAGAAAAUGCGGCAGUGUCAAAUGUAAUUGUCCAUUUCGUCUAAAUGGAAGUUGUGACAAGUAUGGGAAAUGGAAACUUAGAGUUGGAUGUGGUUACCACAAUCACCCACUGUCAACCACAUUAGUUGGACAUGGUUAUGCUGGAAGAUUGGAGGAAAAAGAAAAGUUAGAAGUUGAAAAAUUGACAAACAGUGGUUCUCGACCUUGGGAAAUUCUUACCAAUAUCAAAAUCGAUAACCCGAAAAAUUGUUCUACCAUGAGAACCAUUUAUAAUGCAAGGCGCAAAUUUAAAAUUUGUGCAAUGCAAGGCAGAUCAAUGAUGCAGCAUUUCUACAAGUUAGCACUAGAGCACCAUUACACGGUUGAAUAUAAGUAUGAUCCCAUGACAAAGAAGGUAACAGAUCUCUUUUUUGCUCAUCCGGUUUCAGUGAAGUUGGCACAGUGUUUUCAUGAAUUUCUCCUAUUGGAUUGCACAUAUAAAACUAACAAGUAUAGAUUACCGUUAUUCCACGUUGUGUCUCAUACCUCAACGGGAGCAACAUUCACAGUUGCGGUGGCCUUUAUGAGUCGAGAAAAAGAAGCAAACUACAUAUGUGCUUUAGAGUGUGUUAAGCGACUUUAUAGAGAAAAUGAGAUUCCAUCUGUUUUCGUCACUAAUUGUGAAGUUGGUUUAAUUAAAGCAAUUGAUUAUGUUUUCCCCAUUCAUCUCAUCUUCUUUGCGCAUGGCAUAUAG
Molecule: messenger RNA, 1110 nt
Organism: Papaver somniferum (opium poppy)
Lineage: Eukaryota; Viridiplantae; Streptophyta; Magnoliopsida; Ranunculales; Papaveraceae
Exons: 2
Coding region: 1-1110 (369 amino acids)
Biological process (GO): thymine catabolic process; L-valine catabolic process
Cellular component (GO): mitochondrion
Molecular function (GO): malonate-semialdehyde dehydrogenase (acetylating, [NAD(P)+]) activity; methylmalonate-semialdehyde dehydrogenase (acylating, NAD+) activity
Source: RefSeq, a predicted model, not a curated record